Molecule: messenger RNA, 189 nt
Organism: Pneumocystis carinii B80
Lineage: Eukaryota; Fungi; Ascomycota; Pneumocystomycetes; Pneumocystales; Pneumocystaceae
Exons: 3
Coding region: 1-189 (62 amino acids)
Biological process (GO): proton motive force-driven ATP synthesis
Molecular function (GO): proton transmembrane transporter activity
Source: RefSeq, a predicted model, not a curated record
AUGUUCAAUUAUUUUGGAUUAAAAAAAUAUCCAACACCUUUUAAUCAACCAUUAAUGCCUUUUUUUAUAGCUGGAGGUCUUGUAUUUUAUGCUGUUUAUCGAAUAGCCGAUACGAUGAUGCAAUCCGAACCAUAUAUAAAUGAUCCAAGAAAUCCAAGAGCACGUUAUGGUCCAAAAAGUUCACAUUAA